UCUUUUUGUGCCCACGAGGAUACGACCAAAGUGCUAAGUGGAAAAAUAGAGGCUCAACUUACAGCUAGCUGUACUUCUGCCUUUUAUUUAGAAAUGGUGAAGCUUUUGGUGACAAAAUAAUGCUUCAAUACAAAUAAGCACGUUAGGUUCUAGUAUUUCAUUUUGGUGAAACAAAUAUAUCAAAUAUAUGACAUUGGUAAAUGUUUUGGAAUCACUCGAGUAUUGAUCUUCAUGUAUAUGCAGACUUUUUAAAAAGAAAACGCCAUUCAGUUGAACCAUCGUCCAUGUUUCGAUCAUCAUGUUAUUUUUUUACACCCUUUCCGGACGAAUUCAUAAACGAUAUGACGUAAAGGUAUUAAUAGUAGCAGCAGCAAUAAUCAUAUCAAUAUGAACAAAACAUGAGAGACUAACAACGACGGUUAACUUAUCAUUACAUCAUCCGGUUUAUACAGGUUAGGUUUGUUUACUUAAGGGUCCGUCUAGUCGGUAUUGAGUUGAGAGUGGAUUCAAAUCUACAAUGCCAUCCCUCCAAAAUAACAAAAACAUGAACUGAAUAGCUUGAAAACUGACGGAUGUCGUGCCUUGUCAAUUAAGUGUUUUUUUCACUCAUAUAGCUUUCAACAAUCAUUCAAUUAAAGAUAUCUCCUAAACGGUGAUCGACCAUGUGAUUGCUCCCUUUGCGUGUAGCCGUGUGUGCUUGUAGUCGUGUUUGUUUUUGUCAGUCACAGAUUCAUGCCAGUGGGUCACUGUAACCGGUUAAAACUUGUGAGGACCACUCCGUCAAUCUCAGGCUCAGCCCUUAAGGUCACGGAAGCGGCAGGUGCGUCACAUCGCCCGCCCUGGCCAGUCCAGACAGGUACAUGCUGGUACGGCGACCAACUGGUGGUGUACAUGACACGACAUCGUAUUUACAUAACAUGUUUCUGAACCCAACACACUCGCACUGAUUAAGAUGUUUACAUCGCCUGGAACAGUGCUGCUGAACGAUAACGACUGCUGGAUAUAGUUUCACACGAUGUCGAUCCCGCUGACGUUCCGAGAGGUCGAUGACGCCGAUUAUGACGCCGUGAUGGGCGUCCUGCCUGACGCGUGGGAGGGCAGAGACUAUUUACCUGACAAAUAUCCCGAGUAUGUUGCCGACCCGGACUGCACCUGCUUCGCCUGUGAAGUGGAGGGAGACAUGGUUGGAUUUCACGCUGCCCUGAUUGUUGACAAGGGAGAGACGAUGGUGAGGAUUGGAGGUCGGGUCAAGGUCACGUACCAAGGUCAGGGUAUUUUUCAGGCGCUGCUUAGACACAUGUAUAAAGCACAUGGAGACAACGACCAACUGAAGUAUGAAAGUAUCGUCGUCAUUGACACUCAAGCCGAGCGGCUACAGCGGCAGUAUGCGGACCAGCAUGGCUACUCCCACAUCCUGCAGAAGAAAAGGUACUUAUACAAAUUCGAGUCAACAGGUGUCCAGAUGGUCAAUUGUUGGCCCCAAUCAAGAGUCCCUCAUCGAGUGACCGCCAGUGACAUGUCGGCCAUCAUCUCGUCCGGCAGUAUCUGCAGGACACUCUUCCCAGACGGGCGAGUUUUCCUCCACUGUAAACCGUACAAGCUGGUGGCGUCCAAUAUCAGACAUUUCAUGCAUAAAACUUUAAUUUUAGCCUCUGUUGAUGGAAGUUGUCUCCCUUGUGGUAACCACGCAUGUGCAGAGGAAACUGAAAGUACCAACUAUGGCGGCCAUUCAAAUCAGUUUCUUGAAAAUAUUGCGCUUUUCUCCAUCGGGGACUUCUAUCAUCAGAAAUCAGGCCUACAUUACAACAUCGAGCUGUAUGGAGACGAUUUGGAGUCACUUCCAGAACAUCUGAGUCGUCACAUAUCCUACAUCAAGUCAAUAGCAACGCCAUCUGUAGACCUUGUGGUGCAUACGCAUGUACGAGCGGAUGUUCGGUGCAUUGAUGACGUAAUGAACAAAUAUGGCGUUAUGCGUGACAACAUGUACGUUGAAACCAUUCACUUGUUUGAGAGACCAUUUUCCACAGCUCUAAAAGAGACUGAACCAGAGAUAGCAUGAAGAUAUUCUGUAGAGGAGAUUGUAAAAUCUUAUACUGAUGGACGAAAGUAAGGGAACACAGCACUGCAGCAUUGCAGUAUUUGUGUACAGGAAAUAUACAUCAUGUGUAUUCAUAUUUGUGUGUUAUUUAAUAUUAUAUCACGA
Molecule: messenger RNA, 2203 nt
Organism: Haliotis rufescens (red abalone)
Lineage: Eukaryota; Metazoa; Mollusca; Gastropoda; Lepetellida; Haliotidae
Product: histidine N-acetyltransferase-like
Exons: 4
Coding region: 1016-2059 (347 amino acids)
Molecular function (GO): acyltransferase activity, transferring groups other than amino-acyl groups
Source: RefSeq, a predicted model, not a curated record